This is a messenger RNA of Suillus subaureus, 1652 nucleotides long. RefSeq lists its product as uncharacterized. Gene Ontology annotation, cellular component: nuclear pore. The coding region runs from base 208 to 1539 and encodes 443 amino acids. Gene Ontology annotation, molecular function: structural constituent of nuclear pore. The record is from RefSeq and is a predicted model, not a curated record. Gene Ontology annotation, biological process: nucleocytoplasmic transport. Lineage: Eukaryota; Fungi; Basidiomycota; Agaricomycetes; Boletales; Suillaceae. The transcript has 8 exons.
GUGCGAGGUGCCGGUAAGUGCUUUUCCUCGGAAUUUGCCGAGGAAGGUACCACAAACUAGGACCCCGGAACAGGGUAGUCUACCAAGUCUGGCUCACUGUUCAGAACAGCAAAUAGCGUCAACGAACUGGACCUUCAGCUUCAGUCUUAACGAUCUAGUCAGAAACAUCGUUAAACAUGUCGUUCGGGGGAGGGUAUGCUUUAAUUUAUGUUUUCAAACCUACGGCUCAAGUCAUCUAGUACCAAUAUCUUUGGCACUAGUAACACCGGCACGUCCAUCUUCGGGCAAUCUAACGCGUCAAAGCCCACAACUUCGCUCUUUGGGAACACCCAGCCCUCCUCCGGAACGGGGACCACAACUACGGGCUUCGGUGGCUUCGGGAUGCAACCCCAAAUACAGACGCAGCAACCUGCUCAAGGAAGUUCUGUGUUUGGAGGAGGCACUUUCGGGCAGACACAGCAGCAGCAACCGUCUGGAUCGACUUCGAUAUUUGGGCAGCCCGCGCAACAGCAGCAGCAACAACAACAACAACCUACAACGUCUCUCUUUGGGCAGCCUGCUCAACAGCAGCCGUUGGGUACAUCUUUGUUUGUAAACCCUUCAACAACAAAUACGACUGGCGGCGCAUUUGGAAGCAUUCAGCCACAACAGUCUACUAGUCUCUUUGGAACUACGCAACCACAGCAACAGACAAGUAAUAUGUUCGGAAACACCCAGCCACAGCAGCCGGGUGGACUGUUUGGGAGCACGACUACUCAGCAGGCAGCUCCUGCUGGCGGGCUGGGGGUGAGUACAGCAGGGACAUCGAUCUUCGGCCAACAAAGACAAUCAUCGAUGAUGAGUACCACACCCAUAAGCGGACCUGCACCUUUUUCAAAAUCCACGAAGUUCAAUGAUCUUCCGGAUGAUAUCAAGAAGACGUUCGAAGCCAUUGACUCGCACAUUCAGGGACGUAUACAGAUAAGCAACGAGCUCAAACAGCGAAAAAUGGGGGAAGAGGCGAUCAAGGGCCAGGAGUUAAUUCGCGAACUGCACAAAGAGCUGCUUGGUGUAUCCUCCGUUAUUCAAUCGGACUCUCUUUUCGCCAAGGACCUGAAAUCGAAGACUGAACAAGCGGUCCAAGACACGAUUGUUGCAACCAAUAUUAUCGAAGGCUUUAAGAACCCCCAUCAGAGCGCAGCAUAUCUCAAGAAUCAUGCUUCGUUCCCUCUGGAAUUCUUCACCCGAGUCACGCAAGAGAUGCAGGAGCGUCUGCAGUGGUUCAAGAACACUAUCGAACAAAUUGAGCGGAAACUAUCCGCAUCAGCAUCCCAAUCUCAAAAUACACCCCAAGCAAUUUCAUCCACCCUCCAGACGCAACACGCCAUAUUCGUUUCGCUUGCGGCCAGGACUGCGGCUGUUGACGCCGAGGUUCAAAAGGUGAAGACAUUGUACACACAACUGUGGCGCGCGAAAACGGGGAGUAUGCGCGACCCUUUUAAUGAACUUGACCACGGCAGUGGAGGAGAGUUUGGGAUGGAGUCGUUACAGGUCAAGUGAGGUAACUCUGCAAAUUCCUUGAUCGAUGUGAUACCAACUCGGAGAAAUAUAUUCUUGUAUAAAUGUUGCAUAUCCGAUUCCUUCUGUGAACUAUGAAUAUGUCCCACUCAUAU